UUUUUAGAUACCUUAGUCUUUUAGCUAAGGGUCAGUCAAUUCUAAAAUUCAAUAUAAUUUAUUUUUAAGUAAAUAUUUUAAAGAAAACAAUGACCCCUACCCAUGGGGUAGGUUGGCUGUUUUUUUUGGGGGGCAAGUUGGCCUUUUUUUUUAGCUUCUGACCUUGUUUAUUUGUGUGUCAAAAUCUUCUGUUUUUUUAGUGUUACACGAGGAUGAGGAACUAUGUACGAAAAACUGACAGGGGAAAAACGCCUAGUGAGGUUAUCGAAAGAGCAAUUGAUGUUGUUCUUACAGAAGGAAGAGGAAUAACUGAGGUUGGAGAAAUGUUUCAGAUUCCCAGAAGAAGUCUUGCUAGAUACGUAGACAAGAAUAAGAAUGUGCUACCCUGUAAACAAAAAUAUGGUUAUUCAAAGAUUCGUCAGGUUUUCACAGAUGAGGAGGAGGCUAUACUAGUGAAAUAUUUGCAUCGAGCAGCAGAUAUUUAUUUUGGAUUGUCACCACUGGACGUUAGGAAACUAGCAUUUCAAUUGGCCACCAAAAUGAACAUCAAAAUUCCCUUGUCGUGGACUACAAAAUGCUUAGCUGGCCCUGACUGGUUUAGCUCAUUUCUUAAGAGACAUAAUACUUUGUCAAUUAGGAAACCCGAGGCUACCUCCUUGGCAAGAACAUCAUCUUUCAACAAACACAACUGCGACGCCUUUUUUGACAAUUACGAGAGAUUGUUGACAAGAGAAAACAUAUCAUUUGAUUGUGUAUGGAAUAUGGACGAGACUGGUGUUACAACUGUCAUGCAACCUGAAAAGAUCGUUGGUCGACGUGGCCAAAAGCAAAUAGGUUAG
This is a messenger RNA of Daphnia magna, 839 nucleotides long. RefSeq lists its product as uncharacterized. The transcript is spliced from 2 exons. The coding region runs from base 213 to 839 and encodes 208 amino acids. NCBI's taxonomy places the organism in Eukaryota, Metazoa, Arthropoda, Branchiopoda, Diplostraca, Daphniidae. The record is from RefSeq and is a predicted model, not a curated record.